This is a messenger RNA of Musa acuminata AAA Group (dessert banana), 2730 nucleotides long. Its product is annotated as sufE-like protein 1, chloroplastic/mitochondrial. Gene Ontology annotation, biological process: iron-sulfur cluster assembly. The transcript has 2 exons. The record is from RefSeq and is a predicted model, not a curated record. Lineage: Eukaryota; Viridiplantae; Streptophyta; Magnoliopsida; Zingiberales; Musaceae. Gene Ontology annotation, cellular component: chloroplast. The coding region runs from base 20 to 1195 and encodes 391 amino acids.
AUCGCCCUCUCUCGAAGCGAUGUCGUCUCUCUCUUCUUCCUCUCUUCGCAUCCUCUCUCCCAAAUUCCCAUCAAAGCCCUCCUGUUUCCUUUGGAAAAGCCUCUCCUUUCUUCCCUCAAGAUCCCUCCUUUUAUCCUCCCCCAUCUCCUUCCAACCCCUCCCCAGAUCCUCCCCCCUCCCCCAACCCCUCCGUGCCCGGCCGCAGCAGCGGGAGGAGGAGCAGACCGCCGGCGUCGACCUCUCCCUCCUCCCUCCCAAGCUCCGGGACAUCAUCGUCCUCUUCCAGUCCGUCUCCGAGCCCAAGGCCAAGUACCAGCAGCUCCUCCACUACGGGGCGCGGCUGCCCCCCCUCGACCCCGCCUUCAAGAACGAGGAGCACCGCGUGCGCGGCUGCGUCUCCCAGGUCUGGGUCCGCGCCUUCAUCGACCCCGAGGACGCCGCCGCUGUCCGCUUCGAGGCCGAUUCCGACUCCGUCCUCACCAAGGGUCUGGCCGCCCUCCUUGUGCUUGGCCUCUCGGGAUCCCCUGCCCCUGUGAUCGCCCGCGUGCCCCCUGACUUCGUUCACCUCCUCGGCCUCCGGCAGAGCCUCACGCCAUCUAGGAAUAAUGGCUUCCUCAACAUGCUCAAGCUCAUGCAGCAGAAAGCCCUCCAGCUGCAUGCAGAUGCUGCUGAUUUCAAGGAUAGUGAGGCUCUCGGAACCGAUAGAUUAGACACAAAUACAAAAGAUGAAUUUUUUGAGGGAAAAGAUCCGAUUUUGGGUGGAAAAGCCAAUGAAAUGAGCACAGGUCCCGACUCAGUUGUUAAUGGUGGCAGAAAUUCACCAGGUUAUCAUGCUUCAGAUGUAGAAGAGAGAUUGGAAGAAGAUAGGGAUGCUGUUGAUAUGACUCCGAUAAGUCCACAAGCUGCAUCCGGUGGGAGAAGGGAGAGGAUGAUCGAGAGAUUGGAGAGAGGGCUAUGUCCGGUGUCAUUAGAGGUGGAGGACAUAUCUCAUCUCCACGCAAGCCAUGCUGCAGUUAGGGGGAGCGCUGGUGGAGAGACUCAUUUCAACGUUAGGGUUAUCUCAAGGGAGUUUGAAGGGAAGAGUUUGGUGAAGAGGCACAGGCUUAUUUAUGAGCUUUUGCAAGAGGAGUUGCAGAGUGGAUUACAUGCUCUCUCUAUUGAUGCAAAGACUCCAUCUGAAGCGCAAUCUAGUUAAAGAAGAAUUAGUUGUGACAAGGACAGUGAUUAUUUUGAUUGGACCAAAUGUCAAUUUGUUGAAUUAUUGAACAAUAACAAGGCAUCAUUCCUAAUCAUUUGGGGUUGGACUGAUGGAGCUUUUCCGGCUGUUUAUCUCUCUUCAUGACAGUGGUUGUUUUGAUUGUGCAAUCUAGUCUUCAACUCCAUCUUAUGCUAGAUUGGUACUGUAUCUAAUGUAGCAUCAAUAUAAUAAAUUCCUUAUUUGUUUUUUCAAGAAGAGCUAUCACUGAUCUCAACAUCCUUUUUGGGUUAAUAUAACUCUGGAUAUGUUGCUUCUUGACUGCCAACAUUUUUUAUAUGCAAAAUAUGGCUGCAAUACCCUCGUAUGAAGUAUUUGAUUAGUUAUGCAUGCUUUACAACUUCACUUGCAGUCCAUGGUGAAGGUAAUUAAAGUGCCAUUGAUUCCCUAGCCUUGUUACUUGUUACACAUUUCUGAUAACCUUAGUGUAAAAGUAAUGGUACAAUCUUCCCGACAUGUAAGACUUAAUGUGUUUUUUGUUCAACAUUUUUGUCCCAGUUAAGUCUGUUCAUCACCCAAUCCUAUAGCUUCUAAAUUGGGCAAUAUAAAUCAUGAAUUUUUUAUGCCUCUGAUUAACCAUUUAAUACUCUACAUUGAGAUUUCUUUCACAAAUAUUAGAAACAGUUUCUGCCAUAAAUUGCAUCCUUCUCUUGGCAUAUUUUGACAUAUUUUGUGUACCUUCAUGUUCCUUUGAUUGUUUGAGCAUGCAUCAGACUCUUGUCUAUGAUCAUAAUUUGCAUUUUUGGACAUUUAUAGCAUGAUUCUAUUCUGUGUUUCAUUGUAUCAGGAUUAGAUUGUGUCAGCAAAUCACUUUUGUUACAGACUCAUGUCUAUGAACUUUGAUUUUACCAUUUAGAUGUUAAUUAUUGACACCUCUUGGAGGCCAAUGGAUCAAAGAAGAGAGGGGGAGGUACUUGGGCAGGGACUAGAAUGGGUCUUAUUUGGCAUCUAGGGUUGUCUGGCGGACUUCAGCCAAGCAUUUAGAUCUUAUUGGCUAACUUAUAACAGAAAGGGAUUACUGUUACUAUAUACAGUAACAUGCUUGCAGAUAUCUACUUGAGACCAGAAAUCUCCAAACUGUUGUUCAUACUGAAAACUAUUCCAGUAUGCCACUCUCUCCAACGCCUCCCUGCCAUAUAGUAUGCAUGUUUGAAUUCCCAUCAAGAUAAUGUUCAUUCUAUAGUGUUGACUUUAGUAGGUUACGCAUGGUGAAACUGGGAAGGCCCUACCUGUUAGAAAUUGUUGGCAAGGCUGAGAGAUGCUACCAGAUUAUGCAGUUCGGUACUGUUUGUCAAAGGAGGAGUGCAGCUUGCAACUGUCCACAUUGAGUUGAAUGUAUGAUAAUUAUUUUGCACAAAAAGAUGCGUUGGGUUAUAGGUUUAGGGAUCAAAAGGAUCUGAUGUUACUCUAGUAAUUUAAUUUUUUGCUCUGCUCUGGUUAUCCUUGUGAUAGAGACUGCCAGCAAUUUAUGCUUA